Molecule: messenger RNA, 831 nt
Organism: Entamoeba invadens IP1
Lineage: Eukaryota; Evosea; Mastigamoebida; Endamoebidae
Exons: 1
Coding region: 1-831 (276 amino acids)
Source: RefSeq, a predicted model, not a curated record
AUGGUAGGGUUCUUUAUAAUUGGAUAUAAUUACAUCAACCUCAAUGUCCGAGACUUGAAGAAAAAAGAAGAAGAAUUAAACAAUGAAAUAGGUGUUGAAAUGGAGAAUGAAGGAGUCAAUGAAAUACACCCAGAAAACAUUUCAUUUGAAGAAAAACGUGGAAGUCGGGAAAGUGUUGAACAAAUUGAAGAAAAUAACAAAAGUGAAUUAAAAGAGGACAUUCAUAUUGAUAUCGAAAAGAUUAAGGAUAUCACAAAAACAAUUGAUAAGAAGGAAGAAGUUCCAAAUCCACUUUUGGAGUACCAAGUCAAACCCAUUCACUACGAAGAGGAAGAUGAAGGUAUUGAUGAUGAUGAUAUAUUAGUCGAUGACGAAAUAUCUUCUGAUGAAUUGGAAGAAGAACAAGAAAACGAAACUACUACACAAAAUGUAAGUCAAAAUGGAUCAAUAAAAAUGGAUGAGGUUCGCGAUAAAACACCUUCUAUUCCUUCGCGCGAUAUUUCAGUUAAUUCCCCUGAAAUUAUAAAAUCAAAAGAAGAUGUGACAUCACAAGAGAAAGCAACAAAGACGAGAAAAAUAAAUUCCUUUUCAAAAACAUUCAAAAAAGUAAAAAGAGGUAUAAAAAAGUUUUUCAAAACAAUUUUGAGGCCUUUUGUGUUCUGUUGGAAGAAACUGCCAUCGAUCGUCAGAUUUUCAAUCAAAAACUUCUUCUCUGUUCCAACGAUGGCGACUAUCUUUGGAAUCAUAUUCAUGUUACUCAAAUGGAUACGAGACCCUUUGUUGGUAUCUGGGGGAUUGGAGUAUAAUCGGGGAGGUGUAUCAACUAUUUAG